This is a messenger RNA of Lecanosticta acicola, 2334 nucleotides long. The record is from the annotation of a GenBank genome assembly. NCBI's taxonomy places the organism in Eukaryota, Fungi, Ascomycota, Dothideomycetes, Mycosphaerellales, Mycosphaerellaceae.
AUGCCUUCAAACCAUGCAAACGGCGCGGGACGAACUCAGUCUGCCGCCAGGAAUACUCGCAAUCCCCCGAAUCGAGUCCUUCCUGCCAUCCCACUGGCUCUGAGCAGACCCAAGUCCGCCAGGCCGUCCCCACCCAAAUCUGAGGACAAGACAAGAGCUGCUGCUGUGGACGGUACUUCAAAAGGCGGAGAAGAGGUCAAGGCCGACGUUGUCAACGGUGUGCGUGCCAAACCCAUGCAAGCCUCAGAAGCAUCGGAUAUGAAGCUCGACGACACUCCCGCCCUAGCUACGCCCACUGCGGAUCGAGACGAUCAGGCCAAGGAGAGCAAUUUCGAGACACCAGGUUCUCGCGGCAGCGCUCCAAUGUCGCUGUCGAAUGGUGCAACACCUGAAGCUCCCUCAACUGCGUUGAUGCACCAGCCUGCUCCGUUCAUCAAGCGCCAAGAGGAACCCGUGAGCACUGCUAAUACAGUGGCUCCCCCAUCUGCACGCAAGCCAACCGAUCGCUUUGAUAUGCGUCAGAUUAGGACUGAGCUGCCACCGGCCUUCGUGCCAUCCAGCGACCGGCAGACGCCGCUCUCGGCCACCUCUCACUACCGUCCACCGCCCAUCCUUUCGCACGCACAUCCAUCUCACCCCAGUGCUGGAAGCAUCGUCUUUGGCGGCCAUGACUCCUCGACAUCCUCGCCUGCCCCUCCAAUGUCCGCUGGCUCGGCCUAUCCGCCUCCUCCUGUUCAGCAGCCCCAUCAGCUGCCUUACAGCCGAGUCUCGGAACCGCCCUCCCAGCACGUCUAUCAACCUGCCUACCCGCACGCGCUGCCAUCGGGCAGAUUCGACUACGCAAACGUCCCUCCGCCGCCUGCUCAGCCUUACUAUCACCCGCACGGUCAGAUGCCUCCCCGCUUUCCAGCUGCUCCUCACCGCGACAACUAUACCAACGGCCACACGCCCAAUGGCUACGGCCUGGGCUCCCGCCAAGGCUCGCGACAUUCCUCCGCCGCUCACGAUACCGUGAGGUCCGAUGGAGAACUGCAAUCUCCCAUCGGCAUCGACUACUCUUCGGAAAAUCUGCACGCGACGUUCCGGGAUGGAAGACCUCCACGGCAAAACCAAUCUCGGCAUCAGCACAACCCUAGCAUGCCAUUUCAGGGGACGCCGCCGAAUCCUGAUUACGCUCAAGAUAUGGAAAACCUGGAGGCACUGCGGGCCAACCUGCUGUGGCAUUUUCGUAACCCGGACCUGUCUGACUGCCACCUCCAAAUCUCAGAGGAGUCGGGCUCUGGGAGGCAAUACAUGGAUGCUCAUAAGCUCGUCCUUGCUCGCUCCCCUACUCUACUCAACCUCGUCAACACCAGCGAACCUCCAGCGUCGGCAACGCCUCGAACACAGGUAUAUGUUGUCUUGAAAGGUCAGUACCUCCGGGUAGCUCCGUUCGUCGCUGCUGUCGCCUUCCUCUAUGGCGGCCCGCUGCCUUCGGUAUCCAGGGCGACUUUCGCCACAGCCUCAUCCUCUCCCGACGAGCGAAUGCAGAUUGCCGUUCAGUACAUCGCCAUGGGCAUGUACUUGCGCAUUAUGCCAAUUGCCGAUCGCGGAAUGGGGGCUGCUUUGGAGAUGCUCACAUGGGAAACCAUUCCAGCUGCCAUGGCAUUCGGUUUGGACGGUGGCCUCGGGUCAACGUGGCCGAUUGAAGAUGCCGCCGAGGAGAGGACCAGUACCUGCUCGAGUGAGGACUCCUUCAGUAAGCCUGAAGCGGGUGGCUCACCGACAUACGACCCCUACUCCUCUACUCUCUUACACCGAACCGCUGACUACAUUGUUCACAACUUUCCGCCGGAGUUUUAUCUCGAUCCAGCGGCGCCGCAGCUUGAGCAGUUUCCACGAUUGCCGGCCGCGCCUGUCGGCCACCAAAGCAAGCCUUCUCGCUCUGAUCCACGGCUAAGCAAGAUUCGUUUCGGCGAGGCACCUGCAAGUCAUGAGCAGCGCCCUGAUUCAGUCAUCACGCACAUCUCCAGCAUCCUGCUCUCUCUUCCUUUUCCGCUCCUGAAGUUUGUCCUUGAGCACCCUGCUCUCUCGGCCCGCCUAGGACCUGAUACUGUUGGUAGCAUCAUGCGACAGGUCAUCAACGAGCGCGAGAUUCGCCGACAGAAGGCGCAGAAGGCGCGAAAUGUUAUGGAGGGGCUGGAAGUCGGUGACUCAUGUCAGAGUCAAAACCUGUCGUGGGAGGAGUUCGUCGAGCAAUCGAACCAGACUCGCGCUGGAUGUCGCCUCGCGCGGAGACGCCGAGGCAUCGACACUCCCCCGAGCUCGGGCACUGAGUCCGAACGCGUCAAAUGA